This is a messenger RNA of Suncus etruscus (white-toothed pygmy shrew), 1614 nucleotides long. Its product is annotated as disintegrin and metalloproteinase domain-containing protein 2-like. Gene Ontology annotation, biological process: binding of sperm to zona pellucida; cell adhesion; proteolysis. Lineage: Eukaryota; Metazoa; Chordata; Mammalia; Eulipotyphla; Soricidae. The transcript is spliced from 16 exons. The coding region runs from base 1 to 1614 and encodes 537 amino acids. Gene Ontology annotation, molecular function: metalloendopeptidase activity. The record is from RefSeq and is a predicted model, not a curated record. Gene Ontology annotation, cellular component: plasma membrane.
AUGUCAGAGGAUGGCAGCCUGCAAGAUUCUGAAAGACCAGGUCUGCAAAUUACAGUACCGAAGAGAAUACAGGCAACGGUAGAUGAAGGAGUUGAAUCACAUUUGUCCUACAGAAUUGCAAUUGAUGGAAAAGAAUAUACUGUGAAUCUAAUGCAAAAAACAUUUGUGCCCUACAAUUUUAGAGUUUAUAGUUAUAAUGGCACACAAAGUAUGAAACCUCUUGAACAAAAUUUUCAGAAUUAUUGUUACUACCAAGGAUAUAUUGAAGGUCACCCAAAAUCUAUGGCCAUCCUUAGUACAUGUGCUGGACUCAGAGGCUUAUUACAAUUUCAAAAUGUAAGUUAUGGAAUUGAACCCUUGGAGCCUUCUAUUGGUUUUGAACAUGUAAUUUACCAAAUCAAACAUAAGGAUGCUGGUCUUUCUUUAUAUUCUGAGGAAGAUAUUGAUUCAGAAAACUUGCCUUAUAAAACAAAAUGGAUAAAGACAGUUAAACAGCCAUCUCAGUAUAUAGAAAUGCAUAUUGUAGUUGAAAAAAAUUUGUAUGAACAUAUGGGUUCUGAUAUUGCUGUUGUUACUGAAAAAGUUUUUCACCUUGUUGGAAUCAUCAAUGCUAUAUUUACUUCAUUUAAUAUCACAAUUUUGCUAUCUUCAGUGGAACUUUGGAUAGAUGAAAAUAAAAUCCCAGUAACUGGUGAUGCUAAUCAGUUAAUGCACAAAUUUUUAAAAUGGAAAAGAUCCUACCUUGUUUUGCGUCCACAUGAUGUGGCAUUUUUACUUGUUUACAGAGAAAAACCAGAUUAUGUUGGUGCAACCUUUGAAGGAAAGAUAUGUGAUAAAAACUAUGGAGGAGGUGUUGCUCUGCAUCCAAAAUCCCUAAGUCUUGAAUCACUUGCAGUUGUUUUAGCUCAAUUACUGAGUCUUAAUAUGGGAAUAUCAUAUGAUGACAUUAAUAAAUGCCACUGCUCAGGGACAGUCUGCAUAAUGAACCCAGAGGCAAUUCAUUCUAGUGGUGUGAAGACCUUUAGUAACUGCAGCUUGGAAGAUUUUGCACAUUUUAUUUCAAUGCCAGAGUCAAACUGUCUUCAAAAUAAGCCACGUUUAGUUUCAUCAGAUCAGCAAAUUGUUGUGGUUUGUGGCAAUGGCCUAAAGGAAGAGGGUGAAGACUGUGACUGUGGGUCCGAGGAGGAUUGUGAGAUUACAGCAAACACAUGCUGCACGCCAAACUGUAAAUUCAUAGAAGGCGGUCAAUGUGAUGUGGGAGAGUGCUGUGUCAAUUGUCAUUUUUCUUCAGCAAUAUGUAGGCACGCCAAAAGCAACUGUGAUAUACCGGAGAUAUGCAAUGGCUCACAUACUGAGUGCCCAGAAGACACAUAUAUUCAUAAUGGUCGACCAUGUGGAAAUUCUGAUAAGUGGAUCUGUUUUGGUGGAGACUGUGUCGAUGGAGAUGAACAAUGUAGCAGUUUAUUUAAUGAUUUGAAGGCUAAGGAAGCAAGUAGUAAUUCUGAUAUCCAGUGCUAUUUUAGUUGUGAAAAGGAGGAGAGGUCACUUCUGGAGGAGCUUGAGGAGGAAGAGCUUCUUGAGGAGCCUGAGACCACAUCACAUGUUGGGGAUUGA